Messenger RNA from Ipomoea nil (Japanese morning glory), 933 nucleotides. RefSeq lists its product as uncharacterized. Bases 1 to 933 code for a protein of 310 amino acids. NCBI's taxonomy places the organism in Eukaryota, Viridiplantae, Streptophyta, Magnoliopsida, Solanales, Convolvulaceae. The transcript has a single exon. The record is from RefSeq and is a predicted model, not a curated record.
AUGGCUUCUGACACCGAUAACGCAAUCACGCACAUGUGUGCGAACCUAACACUCGCAGAUGUCGACGACGAAGAUCGCUCUAUGCAAUUGCCGAACGUCCAUGUCAACACAGAGAACGAUGAAACAAGUUAUUAUGCAGUUUGCAGGAUUGUCACUAAUAAGCCGGUCAAAUUUCUUUUCUUCCAAUAUAAUAUAGCGUCUGUUUGGCAGCCAGUAAUGGGGGUAACGAUGAAACAGCUACAGCCACAACUGUUCCUCCUUCGUUUCUAUCAUGAAACUGAUUUGAACAGGAUAGUAGGGGAUGGCCCAUGGACGUAUGAGCAACACUUGAUAGUCUUGCAGAAGAUAGAAGCGGGUGAUGAUCCAAAAACAGUCCCACUCAACCAUGCCGAGCUCUGGAUACAGAUACAUUCCUUGCCGGCCGGUCUCAGGUCUAAUGCGGUCGUCUCAGCUAUUGGUUCUUUUCUGGGCAAGCUUGUUCACACUGAUGGCAAGAAUUUUGGAGGGUCAUUGCGAACAUACUAUCGUGUUCGGGUAUUGCUUGAUGUCACCAAACCCCUCAAGAAACAGAUGAAAUUGAAGAAGGAUAAUGACACAUGGGUUGUUAUUGAUUUUAGGUAUGAAAGGUUGUCAACGUACUGUUUUAUUUGUGAAGUAAUAGGCCAUGGCGACAGGGUUUGUCCAAAUAUUGCGCUUGGGUUUUAUCUAAAGUCAGAGAAGCCAUAUGGAUCAUGGGUGCGGGCAGGCUCACGCAGAAACGCUCCUUCAGUUGGCCAAAAGUGGGUUGCACCAGAACUAGAUGUUGAGCAUAAAGAAUGGAAGGCGUCGGGCAUGUCACUAACUGAUGCUACGUUGGGUAGUGAAGAGCAACCUGUGUAUGUGGCAGCUGAUUUGAAACGGAAAAGGGUGGAUUCGGGCACUAAGAACCUGUAG